Messenger RNA from Cyprinodon variegatus (sheepshead minnow), 1737 nucleotides. RefSeq lists its product as uncharacterized. Gene Ontology annotation, cellular component: cytoplasmic stress granule; nucleoplasm. The record is from RefSeq and is a predicted model, not a curated record. The transcript is spliced from 4 exons. The coding region runs from base 119 to 982 and encodes 287 amino acids. Gene Ontology annotation, molecular function: RNA binding. NCBI's taxonomy places the organism in Eukaryota, Metazoa, Chordata, Actinopteri, Cyprinodontiformes, Cyprinodontidae.
CGUGUCGGUUUCCGGGUGGUGGUUACACUUUCAGCCGAGCCAGCCGUCGUUAUAAUCAACCUUGUAAACAAAAAGUUGCCUAACGGGUUGACUUCAACGACACGUGAACGAAAAAGACAUGCAUAUCAAAACCGGUACAUGGGAAGCAAGCAACACUGUGUGUGAGUCAGAAACUCUGUGUGAGCAAGCAGUCCUCGUGUCAGCCACCAAGUCCGAACCCCAGAUCCGUAACCGUCGCCUGUCUCCUGGUUCCGGCAACUGCGGUGGAGGCGGAGGGGGCUGCAUCUCGGGAAGCGCCCAGAAUCCACGACAGCGUCCGCCUCAGGAGGACGCCAACGGCCACCGUCACAGCCCCAGCUUCCGCAGGGAGAAGGAGCGUAAAAACCAGCCGCACAAAGGCCGCCCCAUCAGGAGGGAGAGUCAGAAGGGUGCUGCUCGUCCCGGCGAGAGGCCACAAAGGGUUAACCAGAAGGAGAAGUGGGUGGAGGACAGUUUGUCGCUGCUCAAGCCCCCACCUGCUUUCCCUGUGCAGGACAGCCCUGCCAAGCUGCAGCCUGCUGUCAGCUACGCUUCCAAGGUGAAGUCAGGAGCAACAGGCGGAACGCUGGAGGAGGACCGGCCCGCCAUCGGCGACCUGCUGCAGAACCAGUGGGGUUUAAGUUUUCUAAGUGAAGUUAAGGCAAUCACAGAUAGCCCCCUCCCUCUUCCUGCUACUAACCCUCUAAUAGGCACAGAUGACAAACACCUACAGCAUGACGGCGCCCUCACAGUUCAGCCGCCAAAAGAAAACCCUGUCCCAGUCUUUGAUGCAAUCAGAUGUGCAGAGGUAGAGGAGGCCAGCGGGGACCUCCUGCUUAGCUGUCGCCACCUAGUGGAGGCUUUGAACUAUCACAAUAGAGAAUGGAAUACUAUCUGUAACAGACAGAAGAAAGAUCCAAAAAGAGUGGUUUGGUAUAAGGAGACCCAGGAGCGCCCGGCUUAGCAGCGCGACUGACGUGGAGCAUCAAAAGCAAACAGAAAAACACACCUUCACGCGUUUAUUACUGACGAAACAUGGACGAAUUUGAGUCCCGUUCACAAGCUGCACUCAGGAUGAUGCCUUGUUGAUGUCUUCACACAAAGCCACACUGAGACACUUUGGACUAACUCCUUUGAGAUCUUACCGCAAUGAACUGUUUUUUUUUUGUUUUUUUUUAACGCCUUACAGAAAGCCUGCCUUAAAUAAUCACCUCAUUCCCAUUUUAGCUUCUUCCUGUAAAGCUGGUCUUUCUCUCCACUUCUUUUCCUUUUAAUAAUCUCUAAGGAGUCUAAUUUAAAAAAAAAAAAGUUUUUUUUUUUUUUUUUUUCCUGAAAGCUGCGGUUUUAUUAAACGUCGUCCUCUGCAGAGCGAGUGGUCAAUCAAGCACUUUGUUUAAAACUGACCAGUCGUCGUGCACGAGAAGCCCUCGGUGAAUUUUGUAUUUCCCUGUUUUCAAUUCUAAACCAGAAGAAUGUCCUGUACCUACUUGAGUUUUAUUGUUGAUGAAUGCAGGGCGCUAUCAGUAUCCUGUCUUCAGUUUACAGAGGGGUGUAGUCAAAGGCACGGUAGAGUUCACCUUUGACCCUACGGAUCUUAAUGCUGUUUUGUUUUUUUGGGUGAAUGUUUGAAUCCAUAAGGGAUGUCGCCAUGUUCCGUGUGGCAGGUUUUUGAAAAUUAUUUGAAUUAAAGCAAAAAUUACACUGGAGAUAAAGGAGGGA